AUGAUUCCUGUUCAUAUAACAACACAAUACACGACUAAAUUUUCUAUGGCUGGUUGCCUUUUUUUUCGAGAUAUGAAAAGGGAGCUGAGGAUUAGCACAGAAAAUAUGAAACAUGAUAAACUCGUCUCUAGUUUCGAGCAGUUUGAAUCUACUUCAUCAACCAUACUCAUAAGGAACGGCAUGCAAGAAUCCCAAUUUCAAAGUGAAGACAACAACGGCAGCAACACCAGUAUCAGCAUGAUAUAUGUUUGGGAACAUUGGGGUGGGUUGAGGAAUAUCAUCGAGCAACAAUUAAAAGAUUUUUCUGUGUUUUCCGUUUGGAGCAGAAACAACAUCAAUCUCGGUUGCCUAGAAGACAAUUACAGAAUGAAUGGAACAAAAUGUAAUUACGUUUGA
This is a messenger RNA of Clunio marinus, 396 nucleotides long. Lineage: Eukaryota; Metazoa; Arthropoda; Insecta; Diptera; Chironomidae. The record is from the annotation of a GenBank genome assembly.